CAUAUCUAAAGAACAUUAUUAUAAAUAUAUAUAUUUUGGAAAACAUCCCAAAAUAUGUCUAUUUGAAUCAUAAUCCCUAUAAAAACAGACUUAGGGAUAAAACCGUACAUUCUUGACAAAUAUCGAAAGUCUUUUUGCCUAAAGUUAAUACCAUCCAUUUGAUGACCCGAUGAAAUCAGUUCGGGUCGGGUUUCUUUGUUGGCUAUUUGUUCGAGUGUGGGUCAUAGGCAAUAGCUUAUAGCUUAUCUCCGUUCACAAAUUUCCUAUCUUUGUUCUUUAAAAGCAAAGUGGAAAAAAACACUACAAGUUGUCCUGAUUCUCGAUCAUAUCAUAUAAAAGUCUUUUCUAAUUAUUCGAAUUCUGCUUUCAAUUCAAGAACUGAAAUCAACAGAAAGAUAGAUUAAUCAACAAUGGAAGCAGCUUACUACAUACGAAGACACCACAGGCAUAACCCUAACGAUGAACAGUGCAUUUCUGUUGUCGUUAAACACAUCAGAGCUCCUGUUGAUAUCGUUUGGUCAUUAGUUAGGAGAUUCGAUCAACCUCAAAAGUACAAACCAUUUGUGAGCAGGUGUACUAUGCAUGGGGAUCUUAACAUAGGCAGUGUUCGACAGGUGAAUGUCAAAUCAGGGCUUCCUGCCACCACCAGUACUGAAAGGUUAGAACUUCUUGAUGAUAACGAACACAUCCUUGGCAUCAAAAUCGUUGGUGGUGACCACAGACUAAAGAAUUAUUCCUCAAUUCUGACUGUUCAUCCAGAGAUAAUAGAAGGAAGAUCAGGAACAUUAGUGAUCGAGUCAUUUGUGGUGGAUAUUCCUGAUGGAAACACAAAGGAUGACACGUGUUACUUUGUGAAGGCGUUGAUUAACUGCAAUCUUAACUCUCUUUCAGAAGUGUCUGAACGGAUGGCUGUGCAGGAGGACCAGAGAGGGUAGCCAAACAUCUUGUGGGUCUUAAUAAAAAUGUUAGUGUUAGUGUUAAUGUCAUUGCAUUUAAACUUUUUUUUUUUUUUAAAUCGAAGCAUUUUCUGCAUUAAGUUAUGUAAAUAUAGUAGAAAAAGAAGCAGCUCAUUGUUUGCAGAACGUUGGUGAGGGUCUGUGACAUUUGGUAGUUGAUGCUGAUAUUAUUUAUAAAUAAUAAUAUUAUAUGGUGGUGUUUUUACUUUUUAUGCAAA
Messenger RNA from Lactuca saligna, 1174 nucleotides. Lineage: Eukaryota; Viridiplantae; Streptophyta; Magnoliopsida; Asterales; Asteraceae. The record is from the annotation of a GenBank genome assembly.